This is a messenger RNA of Nerophis ophidion (straightnose pipefish), 3216 nucleotides long. RefSeq lists its product as uncharacterized. NCBI's taxonomy places the organism in Eukaryota, Metazoa, Chordata, Actinopteri, Syngnathiformes, Syngnathidae. The transcript is spliced from 2 exons. The record is from RefSeq and is a predicted model, not a curated record. Bases 1528 to 2835 code for a protein of 435 amino acids.
UUAGAACAGCUACAGUGUGAGCCUUUUUACAUAGACCUUGAAUUUGGAAUGUGUGAAUGAAGACAUAACAAUCUGUUAUCUCAACUGUCCAAGGUAGGGAGGAGAAGAAGAGGGGCGGGUGAGAGUGAGUGAGGAGGGAGACACUGCCAUUUUAGCAUUAGAUCAAUUUGGACCGAGCUUUGAAAUGUUGUAUCUAGAUUGAUCUCCCAAGGCGCUUUGGUUAUAAAAUAGAAAAAUGAGCAACCUCUGUCUCUGAUUGAUUUAAAACCAGCUUAUGUGUCAUCAAACAAUCUGGGGGCGUUGACCGAAGGAAGAAUGGGUCAAAACGCAACAAUUUGGGGGCUCGUCCGGGGAUGACAAGCUGAAAAUUGGACUGCUUUUGCAAACUUACGGACAGACUCACUUGGCCAACAUCAAGAUCAGCUCUUCCCAGGUCCAGCCACCCCCUGGAAGGAGGAAUCAGCGUGAAACCAAACUGGUAAGUUGAGCAAAUUCAGAAUUAUGUGCCAGUUCCUCUGUGCAGAUUUGAGGUUGACAGCCCGCCACACCACAUUCCCUUCCGCCGGUCGAGAGGGUCAAGGUCAUUAACCGCAAGCGGAUGGAGCCCAGGUGGACCGGUCCCUUUGAGGUCGUGGAACUGACGUCUCACUCCCUUCGGCUGGCAGAUGUCACUGCCGCCAUCGCCACAUCACCGGCCCCACUCGGUCCCCUUGCAGAACUUACACACAUAGCCUCACCACCCAGAAGACGACGCAGAGAGAGAUCUCCCCACGUUGAGCUGCCGUCUACCGUCGUGUAGAUCUACCAGACCUACUCAACUGCUGUUUCAUAUAUCCAAAGCUAUCAUUACUUGAGAUCAACCUAUAUACUCGAUGUUAUAUAACUUCUCUUACUUGUUUUCAGCAUAACUAUUGGUGACGCUACAAUAAGUGAAAAGUUUGAUGUUUAUCCCCGUUUAGUUACCAAAAUUACUCAGAUUUUGAUGGACGAAAGGUAGGAUGUUACACCCAGCAGUAUUCCCUGACAGAUUGGUACUUAGGCUAGUUCUAAUGUCCUUGUGCCUCAGUCCUUCCUUCCUGACGACAGUGACUCACAAGUGUCUUAAAACAUAAGGAGGACUUGAAAUAGACUUGAUCAAGGGGGACAGCAAGACUCAUUUUUUUGAUCUGUGCAGUGUGAUUGAUAGCGAGGGACAUAGUAGCUAUUACCGUGGUAGUAACCUCUAUUUUUGAUACGACACAACUCUGAGCUAUUGGUGUCGGAAGCAGAAUACAUACUCUAGGGUGUGGUGACCCUGGUGAAAGCAGGUAACCCACUACACCGGGCAUUGGAAUCCCACUGGCCCCCGGUAUUACAUCAAAACCACUCGGGAAGGGAUGACCUUCCAGAGGAACUUUGAUCGUUCCCAGAACCCCAUCGCCCUUACAAAUGCCAACGUGGGUGUCAUGCCCAAUUGGCCCAGUCCGUUUUAUGUAGUUUUAGGGGUUGACCUGACUGGUAAAGAAUCUAAAGGGAUUAUCAAAAUUAAUGUCCUCGAGAGGGCGCCAAAGUAUGGGUGAUUGUGUUGCUUGUUCCGCUAAAAGUCCUUUUCCCCACACUUACCCCGCUCCCUUUAAGUUGACCGACACAAAUGGCCCAAACUGUCUUAUCUCCUUGUUUUCUGAAACCACGCCGCCAGGGUGCAAUUUGUUGGCAAGUGUGUACCCUCCUGUUGACAAUUUCAUCCGACUUCUUCCCCUUGUGGCCCAAAAAAUGAAUUACACGUGUUUUCAAUUCACAGGACCCUCUUCGUCCCCCAACAAAUUGGGUGACAUUGACCCUUCCUGGUGUACCACAUUGUUAGAGGGCUCAAAAAUAGGCCCUUGGGCACGGGCUGACUUAUUCUGGUAUUGUGGGGAGCACAGAUUGUACAUUAGAAUCCCGAAGGCAGCCGUUGGACUUUGUGCUAUGGUUAGAUUAGUGACCCCACUCACCUUAGUGGGUACCAAAUUAACAGUCCUUGGAACUCCUGUUUCAUCGGCCUCUUUAACUUCCCGCCGUCGCCGUCAUGUUCUAUCUAGGAGGAGUGUAAGGGGCUCCUUUGAUUUGAUGAAAAACCCGGAUGGUGUUUACUUUGAUGCAAUAGGGCAACCAAGGGGGGUCCCCGGACAACGUAAAUUGUGGUGUGAAUCCUGUGCAGGUUUCGAGAACCUUCUUAUCAUUGGUGCUAUUUUCCCUGUGACUGCUACUAAAAAUGUAGAACGCAUUAACUAUGUUUUUUAUAAUCUGUUAAGACUGACCAACCUGAGUCGUGACGCUGUUGAGGGACUUGCUGAGCAACUUGCCCCUACCUCCCUCAUGGCCAUUCAGAACCGCAUAACCCUUGACCGCAUCCUAGCCAAGGAAGAAGGUGUGUGUGCAAUGUUUGGUGACCAAUGCUGUACCUUCAUUCCAAAUAAUACCGCCCCCGAUGGCUCGGUUCAGAGGGCAUUAAAGGGCCUCCAAUCCAUGUCUAGGGAACUUACUGAAGUGUCCGGAGUCUCUGACCCCUUCAAAGAUUGGCUUCAAGGCACCUUUGGCAGGUGGACUGACCUAAUUAAGUCUGUCCUGGUCUCCCUUGCUGUUUUCGUGGCCACUCUAGCCUCAUGCGGUUGCUUCAUCGCCCCAUGUGCUAAGUAUCUUUGCACCCGCAUCAUUGUUAGACCCGUAGAAGGUCAACCCCACCCAGUUUCUGGGUUUGCUAUGUCUUUGAAGGGAGUGAAGCAAAGUGAUGACUUUCGAGAAUUGUUAGUUUCCCUUUCUAACCCUGAUGACUUUGACGUGGACCCCCUCCCUCUAUCUAACUCCCAAUUAUAACUAUUAUUUUAUUUUAGUGCGAGCUUGCUAAAACUUCAGUGUGAGGUAGGUGCUUUAGAAGUAUUGUAGUUGUGUUGAGAGAUCUUUUUUAGAAGAUCUGAAGGGGGACUGUUGGAUGUGGUUGUCUUUUUAUUUCCUAGUCAGAUUUUAGAACAGCUACAGUGUGAGCCUUUUUACAUAGACCUUGAAUUUGGAAUGUGUGAAUGAAGACAUAACAAUCUGUUAUCUCAACUGUCCAAGGUAGGGAGGAGAAGAAGAGGGGCGGGUGAGAGUGAGUGAGGAGGGAGACACUGCCAUUUUAGCAUUAGAUCAAUUUGGACCGAGCUUUGAAAUGUUGUAUCUAGAUUGAUCUCCCAAGGCGCUUUGGUUAUAAAAUAGAAA